Aspergillus pseudonomiae is the source of this 366-nucleotide messenger RNA. Its product is annotated as putative prefoldin subunit 1. Gene Ontology annotation, biological process: protein folding. Gene Ontology annotation, molecular function: protein folding chaperone. Lineage: Eukaryota; Fungi; Ascomycota; Eurotiomycetes; Eurotiales; Aspergillaceae. The transcript has 3 exons. Gene Ontology annotation, cellular component: cytoplasm; prefoldin complex. Bases 1 to 366 code for a protein of 121 amino acids. The record is from RefSeq and is a predicted model, not a curated record.
AUGUCUCUUCCCAAUGAAGCUCUGCAAAAGCUCCUCCAAGAACUCGAAAACCGCAUAGUCACCUCCCAACAACAGAUCGGGAUCGCCAAGGCCCAAGUGACCACAAAACAGAAGGCUAUCAGACUGUUAGACUUGACGUCCAGUGAGAUGAGCUCAUUGCCUAAGGACACGCCUGUCUACGAAGGUGUAGGGAAAAUGUUCGUGGGUGUCCCAAUGUCGACGGUUGAUAAACGCUUAGUGGCCGAAAAGGCGGAACUCAAGUCGGAUGUGUCGGGGUUGGAGAAGAAGUUGAGUUCGCUGGAGAUGACACAUAAGAACAGUAUGGAGCAUUAUGAGCGGUUUGUGAAGUCUGGUGGUAAGGCUUGA